Yamadazyma jaroonii is the source of this 1299-nucleotide messenger RNA. NCBI's taxonomy places the organism in Eukaryota, Fungi, Ascomycota, Pichiomycetes, Serinales, Debaryomycetaceae. The record is from the annotation of a GenBank genome assembly.
AUGUCCAAAAAGCCUGUAAGACAAGACUAUAUCAGUAAAGUCAGAUAUCUUAACAACUUACCACCACCUCCAUUAAACCCCAAAUUUAUUAAAUAUCAUACCACCGAGAAGAUAAGUAAUGAAGAAGAAUCUAAUCAAAUAAUAUCAUCAUUAUUCAGAAAAGAAAAUUUCAAGAAUUUGAUUGAAAAUAUCGAUGAAGAUUUUGGUAUGGAAUUGAACUUGAUUAACAAUCCUGGAGUAUUAGAUAAUGACGAUUUCAAGUCCAUUGGUCGUAAAGAUCUUGAAUUACACCCCAGUGAUCAAUUUUUAUUAAGAGAUGCAGGUAUUGGUAAAAUCAGUAAAAGCAGACCAGAAGUUUCGUUCUUAAGAAGAACAGAAUAUAUUGCUGAAAGAACAGUUCCAAAAGCUACAAACACCAAUAAUACUGUUAAAAAAGUUGAAGAAAAAUUCGAUAGUGAAUCCCAAUUGAAGGUAGUUGAAGAUACUUUUGAAAAAUCCCAAAAAUCUUUGAAAGAUCUUGGAAGUUUGAAACAUCCAUCAAAGAGAGGUUUGAAAGCUGUCUCCACAUGGCAAUUAUUACCUGAUACUUCUAAUAUGGAUUCGAAAUAUUUAAAUUUGAAAUUUUCAGGUUCAGCAUCCUUUAAUAGAGAUUUAAAUAAUUUGAAAAAAUCACAAGGUGAAGAAUAUGAUGAACCAUUACAAAAUAAAAUAUUGGAAACAUCCAUCUUCAAACCUAUUACCAGUGCUGACGGUGAAUGGAUGUCAUUGUAUCAACAAAAACCUAAUGAUGAUGUCAAUAAAUUACACGACCAAUUGAAUACUCCAACAGUACCAAAUGAUUCUGAAUUCAAAUUCAAAUUUGUCAAAAAUUAUGAUAUGAAAUUCCAAAAAUCUGAUGAUUCUUAUAAAGAAUUAGCUAUAAAGUUCAUAAGUAAUGAUCAAAAGAAGAGAAAAAUCGGAUACUAUUAUCCAAUUAACGGUAAAAUCGAUUUAAAAACUUAUAGAACUUCAACUAAUAGUCAAGUUAAUAAAUUCGUUGACGAAAGUACUUACACUAAUAUUAAUUUCAACUUAAGAGAACCAAGUGCCAAUGAAUUAAGAAAGAUGGAUGCUAUAAGAAGUGAAUUUGAUCCUAUGGAAUAUGAAGCAGAAGAACAAGAAGAAGAAGAAGUUGAAGAAUCACAAAUCGAAGAACAAGAAGAAGAACAAGAAGAAGAACAAGAAGCAGAAGAACAAGAAGAAGAACAGGAAGAGUCACAAAUCGAAGAGACUGAAGAUAUAGAAACCAAUGAAUCAUAA